AUGCUUUCAGAUACAAGUCGCUCGUCUGUGAAACUGCCGGUGCUAAGUUUGCCGCCGGAUGUUCCGUCUCCGAUCUCGUCGUUAGCAUUGACUGGCAAACCGCAUUAUAUUCUUCCCCCGCCAGUGACAAAGAACAAGAGGCCCGUGUCAUCGAACCUGCUUCCGUACACGUUGUCGGCGUCUCCCGAGACGCGAGAGUCGUCGCCGAAGGAGUCGCAGGACUCGGGCGUGUCAACGACCCCGGAAACAGAGGUCACGGCACCGUCCGAAAUCAAACGCGAGAAGCCAGAGACCGGCGGGGAAAAACGCAAACGUGGGCGGCCUCGCAAGUUCCCGGUGGCCACUGCUGACCCUCCCACAGAGAAGCGCAAAAGGGGGCGUCCCAAGCUUCCUCCGUUAGAAGAGAGAGAAAAGUCCAAGUACAUCAAAAAGAAGAAGCCUGAUCAAAAGGACCCCAAAAAGGAGGACAAACCAAUUCCAGAGUUGUUGAGCACCACAACCAAACAUGGCAAUCUUUCUCUCACCAACGUUUCGACCUCCAUGGCAGAAAACCCAAACGCAGAGUCGCCUUGCACCGCAACCACCAUCCUGUGUUUCUCCGCUGUCAGUCUCGCCGUCACCGCGUACGCCAGUCCAACGCCCAUCGUGCCGUUGGUCCCUGCAUCCAGUCUCUGUUUGGGCUCGCUCAUCAACAGACUCUGUCUGGAGAGGUCCAUUGUGCGGGCCCCUUCAGCAACUAUAGUCGCCGUUGCCGGUACGUUGCGUUCCACAGCGGCCAACGCCUGGCUGUGGCUGGGCAUCAGGUCGGGAUUUUGCACGCUCUCGCGUUGCUGCAGCACCUUCUCUCUUUGUGAGACAACCUGUUUAAGCUCUGCCGGCAGGUUUGGGAACUUGUGGGCAUUCAAUUCGUCAUCCAGGGCUCUGAUUGUCGUUUCCACGUGGCCGUGA
Molecule: messenger RNA, 948 nt
Organism: Ogataea philodendri
Lineage: Eukaryota; Fungi; Ascomycota; Pichiomycetes; Pichiales; Pichiaceae
Exons: 2
Coding region: 1-948 (315 amino acids)
Molecular function (GO): DNA binding
Source: RefSeq, a predicted model, not a curated record